Messenger RNA from Letharia columbiana, 339 nucleotides. RefSeq lists its product as uncharacterized. The record is from RefSeq and is a predicted model, not a curated record. Lineage: Eukaryota; Fungi; Ascomycota; Lecanoromycetes; Lecanorales; Parmeliaceae. Bases 1 to 339 code for a protein of 112 amino acids. The transcript has a single exon.
AUGUUGUUCCCUCUCCAAACAUUAACCCUCAUCUCCGCCAUCUCAGCUGCGGUCUUGCAGCCCUUGCAGUCUAUAAACAACCCACUCUUGACCACAAACGGCUCCGAGAUCUUUUUGUUUUCCAAUGCAACGAAUGCAACCGCUUCAGUACCCGCCGAGCUCGGCACUGCUAUAGCGCGUUGCAGCGCCUCAAAGUACGGCUCCAAUUUGAAUGUGGCAAGCUGCCAGAACGCUUUCGAAAGCGUCCAGUCCGACGACCAUUAUUCCAGCUUCGGCCUGCGACAUCACGGGGCUCAUUACAACGGAGUCCUUCCUUUUAUGUGGCUUAGCGGUACAUAG